UAGUUAUAUUAUACCUUUUAUUUUUUAGGAGAUAAUAAAACUUAGCAAUUUAUUAUCUAAUCUAAUAACCUUCAUUGAAAAUAUAAACUGGAUUUGAAAAUACAAUGUAAUAUUAUUUAUUUAUGAUAUAAAAACAAAAACUUAAAAUGGUAUUUAAGUAUUCUUAGUGUCAAACAGAGGAAAUAUAUGAUAUAUAUGUAAUUAACUAGUCAAAAUCUGCUGUGAUAAUGACCUAUUCUAAAAAUUGAUGAGAAUCUACUAUAUUAAAUAACUAAAAUAAUAGAUUAUUGACAAGUAUAACAAAAUUGAAAUCAUAACAACUAUUUCAAAGAAGACGUGUAUAAAAAGGGAAUCAUAACCGGAGACUUAAGAAGAACAAGAGGCAAAAAAAACUAUAGAGACUUAGACAGAGACAUAUAUCUCCCUAUCUCUCUCUCUCCCUCUUCAAACGCAACAUCUUGUCUCUAUGGGAUCGCAACUCUCAAACACAGUCGUCGAAGGUGAAGAUAACACCAAAACCAUCGGAUCAACCGCUCCGGACCAGCUUUUGGAGAUCGAAUCCUUGGAGAAGAUCUUAAAUUACAAGUUCAAAGACAAGAGAUUGUUGGUGCAAGCGUUUACAGACGCUAGUUACGUUGAUGAUAAGUGUGAUUCGUACGAAAUCCUAGAACUUUUAGGAGAUUCGAUCCUAAAUAUGAGUAUAAUCGAUGAGUUUAUUAAGCUCUACCCUAAAGAAUCACCUGGUCCGUUGACCAAGCUCCGAGCCGUUAACGUAGACACCGAGAAAUUGGCCCGGGUCGCUGUAAAACACCAACUCUAUCGCUACCUCCGUCAUAAGAAACCCUUGCUUGAGGAGCAAAUACUGGAAUUUGUGGAAGCCAUGGAAAAAUAUCCACUACAUUCAAAUGGUCUUUUGAAAGUUCCUAAAGUUCUAGCAGACAUAGUAGAGUCUACCAUUGGAGCUCUCUUCAGGGACUGCAACUCCACUGAGACCGUCUGGGAGGUGAUAAAACCAUUGUUGGAGCCAAUCAUACCUUUAGACAAAAUGAAGAGCCAUCCAAUGACAGAACUUAAUGAGAUGUGUCAGAAGAGGAACUUGAAAUUGACGCCCAAAGACACUUGGGAAGAAAAUCAAACCUAUUGUUUCCAUAUUGAGGAUAAGUUCGUUGGAUGUGGACAACAUCCUGUGAAGAAAGAAACUGCUCGUAAUUUCGCUGCAAAAAAUGCUAUCGACAAUUUUUCUAAAUUCUUCGGAGACCUUUAGUUAUAUGAAUUUGUAUCAAAAUAAAAACAAAAAUUGUAUUUUAUAAAUUUCUACAGGAGAAAUUGUACUAUCUUUGUGUUUUCUUUUUGUUAUAGUAAACAAAAAGAA
Messenger RNA from Arabidopsis lyrata subsp. lyrata, 1372 nucleotides. Its product is annotated as ribonuclease 3-like protein 3. The transcript has 3 exons. Gene Ontology annotation, cellular component: cytoplasm; nucleus. The coding region runs from base 467 to 1264 and encodes 265 amino acids. The record is from RefSeq and is a predicted model, not a curated record. Gene Ontology annotation, molecular function: RNA binding; ribonuclease III activity. Gene Ontology annotation, biological process: siRNA processing. NCBI's taxonomy places the organism in Eukaryota, Viridiplantae, Streptophyta, Magnoliopsida, Brassicales, Brassicaceae.